UAUAUUCUUGAUCUGUUCAGAUGCGCCCAGUUUCAGUGAACUCAACAACCAAAACAUUUGACCUUCGCGAAAUCAACUCAUUUUAAGCCAAUCAAAUCCUGACCCAUCCUUAAGACAACUUUAGGAGCGAAUAUGCAGAGGCUCUUCUCGUCAAGCUCAAGGUUGGCUUCAAUUUUCAGCAGACGCAAUCAAUUUGCUCCUUUUUCCACUGCCUUACUCUUCGACGAUACUCAAAUACAGUUUAAAGAAAGUGUGUUUCAAUUUGUACAAGAAAAGAUCGCACCACAUGCGUCAAAAAUAGACCAAACAAAUUCUUUUCCGAAGGAUGUUAACUUAUGGAAACUCAUGGGAGAGUUUAAUCUUCAUGGAAUUACAGCACCUGAGGAAUAUGGAGGACUUGGUCUUGGUUACUUGUACCACUGUAUUGCUUUGGAAGAAGUUAGUCGUGCUUCAGGGUCCGUUGGCCUUUCCUAUGGUGCCCAUUCUAACCUUUGCAUUAAUCAGCUGGUGAGAAAUGGAAACGCCGCUCAGAAACAGAAGUAUUUGCCAAAGCUUAUCAGCGGGGAGCAUGUAGGGGCUCUUGCAAUGAGUGAACCCAAUGCUGGUUCUGAUGUUGUUAGCAUGAAGUGCAAGGCUGACCGUGUAGAUGGGGGUUAUAUUCUAAAUGGGAACAAGUUCUGGUGCACCAAUGGACCAAUUGCUCAAACACUGAUUGUUUAUGCAAAAACAGACAUAAAAGCAGCCUCAAAGGGAAUCACAGCAUUCAUUAUUGAGAAGGGAAUGCCAGGAUUUAGUACUGCUCAGAAAUUAGAUAAACUCGGCAUGCGGGGCAGUGAUACAUGUGAGCUUGUGUUUGAGAAUUGCUUUGUACCGGAUGAAAAUAUUCUUGGGCAGGAAGGAAAAGGAGUCUACGUUAUGAUGUCAGGGUUAGAUCUGGAGAGGCUUGUUUUAGCAGCUGGGCCCCUGGGAAUCAUGCAGGCAUGUCUUGAUGUUGUCAUUCCUUAUGUUCGACAGAGAGAGCAGUUUGGCCGCCCAAUUGGGGAAUUUCAGUUCAUACAGGGAAAAAUUGCUGACAUGUAUACAUCUUUACAAUCUUCAAGGUCCUAUGUGUAUUCUGUGGCUAGAGACUGUGACAAUGGAAAAGUGAACUCUAAGUUGUAUUCAUUUUCACUUCAGGAUUGUGCUGGAGUAAUUCUAUGUGCGGCUGAGAGAGCCACGCAAGUUGCCUUGCAGGCUAUACAAUGUCUAGGUGGUAAUGGCUAUGUAAAUGAGUACGUAACUGGCCGUCUUCUUCGCGAUGCGAAACUUUAUGAAAUCGGGGCAGGGACUAGUGAAAUUAGAAGGAUAAUAAUUGGUCGUGAGCUCUUCAAGGAGCAGUGAGAGGCAAGCUGUAUUUAUUGGGUGAGUGGAGUGAAAACCUUGCAGGGUUACACCACAGCUUCUAGGCUAUUUGCAUCUGUUGUGGUCAGUGAUUCACCUUGCUUGUCUAAUAGAAUGUUAACACAGCAAAAACAGUGCUUCUGAUUUGUAUGAUGGACCAGAAAACAUAAACUGGUCCAUCCAUUUCAAAGAAAAAUGCCCUUGAAAGAAAAUAGAAUGUGGGUUUUAGUUGAA
Morus notabilis is the source of this 1614-nucleotide messenger RNA. RefSeq names its product isovaleryl-CoA dehydrogenase, mitochondrial. NCBI's taxonomy places the organism in Eukaryota, Viridiplantae, Streptophyta, Magnoliopsida, Rosales, Moraceae. Gene Ontology annotation, cellular component: mitochondrion. Gene Ontology annotation, molecular function: flavin adenine dinucleotide binding; 3-methylbutanoyl-CoA dehydrogenase activity. The record is from RefSeq and is a predicted model, not a curated record. The coding region runs from base 133 to 1380 and encodes 415 amino acids. The transcript is spliced from 16 exons. Gene Ontology annotation, biological process: L-leucine catabolic process.